Molecule: messenger RNA, 878 nt
Organism: Vigna umbellata (rice bean)
Lineage: Eukaryota; Viridiplantae; Streptophyta; Magnoliopsida; Fabales; Fabaceae
Product: transcription factor-like protein
Biological process (GO): DNA-templated transcription
Molecular function (GO): sequence-specific DNA binding
Source: RefSeq, a predicted model, not a curated record
AACUCACAAACCCAAAAAAGUAUUGCCAUGGUCACUUCUUUCGCCAACUUUCACAGAUUUUGGUUCCUGCAGUUGAAGGUCAUGGUGAAGGAGCUGAAGGAUGACCACUCUGAAGAAGCCAUGGACAGGAUCAUGAGACAGCACCAAGACUACUUCGUAGAAAAGUGGGAGGAGGUGGAGAGAGAUCCUCUCAGCGUAUUCCUUGCGCCAUGGACCACCACCCUUGAGCGCUCCCUCCACUGGAUCACUGGGUGGCGCCCCACCACCAUCUUCCACCUCAUCUACACAGAGUCUUCCCUCCUCUUUGAGUCUCACAUCAUCGAUAUCCUCUAUGGCAUCCGCACCGGAGACCUCGGCGACCUCAGCCCCUCCCAGUUUCGUCUCAUGAGCGAUCUCCAGUGUGACACUGUGAAAGAGGAGAAUGAGAUCACGGAAGAGCUAGCAGAGUGGCAGGAGACUGCAAGCGAGAUGAUGAGUUGUGAGAUGGAUAUGACUGAGAAGAUCACAGAGCUGAUACCCAUCAUAAAAAAAGCAGAUGAUCUACGGAUGAGAACGUUGCAGGGCGUGGUGAGGUUGCUGUCAAAACAGCAGGCUAUGGAAUUCUUGAUUGCCUCAGGGGAGUUACUCUUUGGGAUUCGCAGUUGGGGAAUGACUCACGACGCAUCCAUUUCGUAAAUCGGGAAGAAAUUGGAUUUCUUAGGUUGCAAUUUCCCUUUUGCUUUUGCAAUUUCAUCAUGUUUUAUCUCUCUAUGGAUCAAAAAUUAGACUUUAUGGCAUCUAUUCACAUGCAGCCAGUCUAUUUUAUCUAGAAUUAUCAGACAUAAAUUGCACUUUUGUGUUGGUGCUAUCAUAUUAAUAAUAUGGUGUGAUAUUUCUAA